AUGGACGCCCUCACCCGCCUCCACCGGUCGCUCGCCGGCGGCGACGACGAGGAGUGGCAGGAGGACGACAUCCUCGGUGAUACCGAAGGCCUCUGCUCUCUGUCCCCUCUCCAGCGGCUCUACGCCUUCGCGGCUUGCUUGGUUGCUGGACUCGCCCUCAUGAUGCUGUCACUUAUUGUUUUCGCCAGACCUAUCAAAUUUGCUCUGUUGUUUACAUUUGGAAACAUAAUGGCAGUUGGCAGCACAGUCUUCGUAAUGGGGGUAAAUAAACAAUUGAGGAUGAUGCUUGACCCAGUUCGUGUUUACGCAACGGCUAUUUAUGCUGGAUGUGCUGUUUUUGCUCUGAUUUUCGCUCUUUUGAUUCAUGACAAGCUGCUAACAUUGAUUGCAAUCAUAUGUGAGAUAUGUGCGCUCUUCUGGAAUCAUUUUCAGCUUGUCCUCAUUUUUUUCGUUUUGUCUUAUGUAUACCUCUUCACCCUAGUUAUUCAAGUCAUUGUAUAUGUGUACUUGGUACUGAAGCGAUCGCAACUUAAACCAGUUUGCAGUGUGUGUUGCUGUUUGAAUCCUCUGGAUGUAGUAGACUGGAGCUUGGAGAUUAUUCGAAUUUCUGUUGCGUCAGAUGUGUUUGGGGUAAGAACUGGUUUGAAAUCUGAAUACUCUCGUCAUGUUGUUUGGUGCAGGUAUGAGCCGGACAUCUGGACGGAGGUGGCCAAGCACCUGCACGGCGCUGACCUGCUGAGGCUCUCCGCCACCUGCCUCUGGUUCUUCCGCCUCCUCUACGAGGACUCCAUCUGGCGCUACGCCUUCCUCCGCGACCUCUCGCUCCGCACCAACGAUCCCAAGAUGCUCAGGCUCCUCCACGUUCCCCGCCCGUUCCACCGCUCCUGGCGCCUCCUCUACGCCACCGCCUUCGAGUGGUUUCGCAUUGGUGGAUUCCUGAUGGACACGCCGAAGCUGCUGCUGACGGCCAAGCUGGCACUGCCACCGUGGAGGCCGAUCCUGGAUGAUGGCCCGGAGAUCUCCAUCGGAUUCAUGGGAGCCUGCUUGCUCACCAAUGUCCGCCCCGGCAUCUGGAUCGCUGACAUGAACAUGGUGCGAUGCCCCGUGUGCAACCUCAACAAGUGCGAAGGGACGAUGCAGGUUCUGGAUGCGCGGCACUGCGAGCUGUACCUGGAGAACAAGUUCAGGGAUGGGACCUGGGAGUACGAGGACCUUGGCAGUCACUUCAGCAAUGGGAAGCUGGAUACUGCCGCCGCUGCCAUCUUCAACUACGACUACAUCGAUUCCCCAUGCAUCAAAAGUUUGUUCCUGAACUAUUCAUCCAUUCCAGCACUUCAUUACUCGUAUAUUCUCAAUUCCAAGUCUUGGAUCCGGGAUCGCACCAACCUGCUGCCAAAGGGAUGCUUCACCCCGGUCGCUGUCGCCCUCAGCAGCAACCUCAAGCCCAACGAAGGGUUGCUGUCGAGGUUCCAGGCGAUGCGGGACAUGUCGAGGGGCGGGCAGAUCGUAUCUGUCAGGAUCACGCAGCAGCUCCUGUGA
This is a messenger RNA of Triticum turgidum subsp. durum (durum wheat), 1539 nucleotides long. NCBI's taxonomy places the organism in Eukaryota, Viridiplantae, Streptophyta, Magnoliopsida, Poales, Poaceae. The record is from the annotation of a GenBank genome assembly.